AAGUCGAAACAGAUAGUGGACUCAAAAGGGCUCCGCGGAAUUUGAAGAGUAGAACUACUGUUUACCUCAGAUUUCCUCUCAGAAGAUUCCAGUGAUAAAAAUUUUUGAGUUAUUUAACAUUUUUAAAGCCAUUUAUGAACAUGGCCUCUACUCCUGUGAAGACGUCGAUUGGAUGCAUGGAAUUUGGACGGCAGUGUACUUUCGAUCAGUCCAAAGAGUUUGUUAAAAUCUGUCUGAAAAAUGACGUGUACGAUUUCGACACAGCUUACAUGUAUGCUGGAGGGAAGAGUGAAGAAUUUAUGGGAGAAAUGGACAUUCUUAAAGAUCCCAAGGUAUUUCUUGCUACAAAGGCUAAUCCAUGGAGUGAUAAAGGCUUGAAGUAUGACAGAGUCAUUGAGCAGAUGAAUGAAUCUCUUAAAAGACUGAAGAGAGACUCUGUGGACCUUUUUUACCUCCAUGCGCCAGAUCAUAACACACCCAUCGAGGAGACACUUGAAGCUGUCAAUCAACUUUACAAAGAGGGAAAAUUCAAAACUUUUGGUCUUUCCAAUUAUGCUUCAUGGGAAGUGGCAGAGAUUUAUUACCUGUGCAAGAUGAACAACUAUCCAUUACCUAAAGUGUAUCAAGGAAUGUACAAUCCUGUUACAAGGGAUGUUGAAAGAGAACUCUUUCCUUGCCUGAGAAGACUUGGAAUGUCGUUCUAUGCGUACAACCCGCUCGCAGGUGGACUAUUGACAGGGAAACAUCGAUACGAAGACAGAGAGAACGGAACUAUUCAGCAUGGCCGUUAUGGAGGCACGGGCCCGUGGGCUGACGUCUACGUGAAGCGUUUUUGGAAGAAGCCGUUCUUUGAUUUACUUGACAAACUCAGAACGACACUGGAUCGUAUUUAUGGUGAAGGAAAAGUGACUUUGAUUGACGCAUCUCUCAGAUGGAUGUACCAUCAUUCAAAGAUGGACGGUGCUUGUGGAGAUGCUGUUAUUAUUGGUGCUUCGUCUGUGAAACAUUUGGAAGAAAAUCUUAAGAGUGCUAAACAUGGUCCCAUACAUGAAGAUGUGGUCGCAUUAUUCGAAGAGGCCUGGGGCCAAAUUAAGGGCGACUGUCCUUACUAUUUCCGCUGAAGGACCCAACUGAGGGCUCAUCCGGGAAGAGUU
Molecule: messenger RNA, 1154 nt
Organism: Pocillopora damicornis (cauliflower coral)
Lineage: Eukaryota; Metazoa; Cnidaria; Anthozoa; Scleractinia; Pocilloporidae
Product: aflatoxin B1 aldehyde reductase member 2
Molecular function (GO): oxidoreductase activity
Source: RefSeq, a predicted model, not a curated record